Eruca vesicaria subsp. sativa (arugula) is the source of this 1380-nucleotide messenger RNA. NCBI's taxonomy places the organism in Eukaryota, Viridiplantae, Streptophyta, Magnoliopsida, Brassicales, Brassicaceae. The record is from the annotation of a GenBank genome assembly.
AUGAAGAAACAUUCAAGCAGAAGCCAAAGAGGAGGGAGCAGAGGUCUCAAAGGGAAGCAUGUCCUGCAGAUAUGUGUUCUGCUUGGAGUUUGCAUCUGGUUAAUCUAUCAAGUGAAGUAUUCUCAUGACAAGAAGAAGGAAUUCUAUGAGACAGAUGGCAAGAAGUUGUUAGAGAGUGAAGAUGGGAUGGUGAAGCUUGGGAGAAAAGAUCUUCUUCCCGGUUAUCAUAAGCAGGACGAGAAAGAGAAGCAUGUGGAAGAUGACGAGGAUGAAGAAGAAGAGAAAGAGAGCAAGAUUAAAGUAGAGAAUAGUAAUACUCAUGAGGAAGAGGAGAAAGAAGAUGAAGAUGAAGUAGCUGAGGAGGAUGAAGAAGAUAAGAGCAAGCUAGGAGAGGAAGUAGUUGAAGAGGAUGAGGACGAAAACAAACAUGAAGAAGAUGAUAUUGAUGAACAAGAUCAAAGUAAGACCACUGGAGAUACUGAUAAGGAUGAUGAGUUGCUUGAAGAAGAGAAGCAGAAUGGUUUGAAUGAGAAGGAUGAGAAAGAAAAAGAGACUAAUCAUGCAGAUGAGAUUGAUAUGACUGUUCAUGAGGCACGCGAGGAGCAUUACAAGGCUGAUGAUGCUUCCAGCGCGGUGUCUCAUGAGUCUCGGAUACUGAACACUGAGAAACUGAAAGAAAGUUCCGAAAAUUCAACAGGACCAUCUCAGGAGAACAGUUCCAAUGCCACUAUAAGUGAGGGCGGGGUUCAGAAGGAACCUGUCUUGAAGUUAGGAGAAGCUGUGGAGAAAACUAUCACAGAAGUGAAAGAAGGUGAGAGUGAAUCAUCCAAUUCCGAGAAUGCGGUAACUGAAUCAAGAGGUGAAACAGUGAAUGGCAAUUCGACAGAAGCUAUUGUUGAAGCUUCAGGGUUUUUGCAGAAUGAAACAAGAACCAUGCAAGAACGGAGUCAAGAACAUGACAAAACAGAAGAUGGUGCACCACCUUCAGGAUCCUCUGAUCUACAGACUGUCGUGGAACUUGAGCAAACCCGUAAUGAAACUGGUCCCAACAACAUCACUGUUUCUGUAAACAUUACCAACAAAUAUCCCAUUCAAGACGAGUCCAGGAACUCAACUUCAAACUCUUCUCUAGUUGAAAACAUCUCUAGUUCGAACACAACUGAGGUGAACGAGAGUUCAAGGUCUGAAGGUGAUUAUGAAACAGGUGAAAAGGAAAGUUCAAACCAGUUUUCCACAGAGCAGACGGAGGAAGCAGAUGAUACUCCUGAAAGCACAAUGUUGCAAGAAGAGAGAGAAGCUCUCACUGAUCCGCAAACUCUGCCGGAUAUAAGUGUAGAAGGGAACGAAGAAAAUGAAGAAGAAGCGAUGGCAGCAGAAUAA